This is a messenger RNA of Boeremia exigua, 1476 nucleotides long. RefSeq names its product RIO1 family-domain-containing protein. Gene Ontology annotation, cellular component: cytosol; nucleus; preribosome, small subunit precursor. Bases 95 to 1387 code for a protein of 430 amino acids. NCBI's taxonomy places the organism in Eukaryota, Fungi, Ascomycota, Dothideomycetes, Pleosporales, Didymellaceae. Gene Ontology annotation, biological process: protein phosphorylation; maturation of SSU-rRNA. The transcript is spliced from 2 exons. The record is from RefSeq and is a predicted model, not a curated record. Gene Ontology annotation, molecular function: protein serine/threonine kinase activity; ATP binding.
GUCCCGCCAAAAAGUUGAGUGUCCCGCACGACGAGCACGACAAGCCACUUGCAGCACCACCACCCACCCGGACUGCGCCAAAAAUACCGCCAACAUGAAGCUCAACGUCAAGAACAUCCGUUACCUCACUCCAGAGGACUGGCGCGUCCUCACAGCGACAGAAAUGGGCUCGCGCAACCACGAAGUUGUGCCCACCUCGCUGAUAUCCUCAAUCUCCGGACCCGGGAUAGGCGUGCACAAAUCCAUCUCGAACCUGGCCAAAAUCGGGCUGAUUGCGAAGACCAAAAACGCCAAAUACGACGGCUACCGGCUGACAUACGGCGGCCUCGACUACCUCGCCCUGCACACGCACACCAAGUCCUCGACCGUCUUCUCCGUGGGCAACCAGAUCGGCGUCGGCAAGGAAAGCGACAUCUUCGUGUGCGCCAGCGAAGAGGGCCGCCAGCUCGUCCUCAAAAUCCACCGACUGGGCCGCAUAUCCUUCCGCACUGUCAAGGCCAACCGCGACUACCUGCGCAACCGCCAGGGCGGCAGCUGGAUGUACAUGUCGCGGCUGGCGGCCAUCAAGGAGCACGAGUUCAUGAAGGCGCUGCGGCGCGAGGGGUUCCCCGUCCCGGAGCCCGUGGGCCAGAACAGACACACGGUGAUUAUGGAGCUGAUUGAUGCCUUCCCGCUGCGCACCAUCUCCAAGAUCGGCGACCCGGCGCCGCUGUACAGCGAGCUGCUGAGCUUCAUCGUGCGCUUUGCCCAGCACGGGCUGAUCCACGGCGACUUCAACGAGUUCAAUAUCCUGAUUGAGGAGAAGUUCGAAGGCGAUGAGCGCGUCGAGCUCAAGCCCACUAUUAUCGAUUUCCCGCAGAUGGUCUCGAUUGAUCAUGCCAACGCCGAGUACUACUUCGACCGCGAUGUCGCCUGUAUAAAGCGCUUUUUCGACAGACGCUUCGGUUUCACGAGCGACGAGCCUGGCCCGUUCUUCAAGGACGCCGUCAAGAAGGUGGUCAAACGCCUGGAUGUCGAAGUAGAAGCUUCAGGCUUUAGCAAGAAGAUGGCCAAGGAGCUAGACACAUACAUGAAGGAGCAUGGCGUCGAUGGCGAUGCAGGCGGUGCUGAAGGCGGCCGCGAUGAUGACGAUGAGGGCAGUGUUGAUGACCAAUAUCUGCAGCAGGAGGACGAAGAUGAAGAGUCUGGGGGUAUUUCGCUCCAAGACGACGUCGACCCAGAGGCUCUGCCCACGGAAGAGCAGACGCCUGGUGCUGUCGCAGCACAGAUGACAUUGCUCGACAUCCGAGACAACGACCCGUUGCCAGACCUGAGCGAAUGCAAGCCUCGACCGCAAUCCACCAUGACCACCAAAGCCGCAAAGAAAAAGGCCGGCUGGGCUCUCUGAGCUUUCGCAUCAUCUUCUUGCUUCCGUUCUUAGCGAUACCCACAUUUAGAGGCUGCAAAAGUACAACCACUUUAGAUAUGAAUCAAUCA